Molecule: messenger RNA, 1105 nt
Organism: Cuscuta campestris
Lineage: Eukaryota; Viridiplantae; Streptophyta; Magnoliopsida; Solanales; Convolvulaceae
Source: the annotation of a GenBank genome assembly
AAUCUUCCCACCACACUAUUCUUCCCAGUGCUUGGACAAGUAGAAAACUCGAAUUAGGGUUCUUGUUUUCUUGAAGAUUAGAUGGCCAUGGAUGGAAAUUCAAGUGGUUCUUGUCAGAACACUUCUGGGUUUGAUCUACAGGACGAAAUGGUGAAGCUUUACCUCAAUGGAGAAGCGAAUGAUGACACCUAUUUCGACCCGAAUUCCGUAGCCAAGAACAUAGGCAAUGAAGGCCUGAAUCAAAAUUCUUGGAACAAACAGAGCUUUGAUGGUCAUGAGGACUAUGAUUUUAGUGACACGGUGCUGAAGUACAUUAGCCAGAUGCUAAGGGAAGAGGAUAUGGAAGAGAAGGCUUGCAUGUUUCAAGAGUCCCCCGCCCUUGAAGCGACCGAAAGGUCUUUCUAUGAGGCCAUCAGUGAGACAUACCCGCCAUCCGCUGAUCAAAUGGGUAGUUUUGGUAAUGGCAAUGUCGGCGAUUGUGAUUUGAAGUCAUGCCCGAAUCGGGACCAUGAUUCUCUGUCGUCCCUCGGUUCAUCAUCCAAUAGCUUACAGAUCAUGAAAGAAGGGUCAAAAGGGAAGAAAAAUGUGCACUGUGAAGAAGAAGAAGAAGAAGAGAAAGAUUCAGAUAGAAAUUACAAGCAGCCAGCGGUCUCGUCACAAUGGACCGUUAAACCAGAAGUGUGCGACAUGAUUUUACUGUCGAGCGACAAUAAAAACGAGUCUGAUCUUCGACAGUCUUGGCAUCCGAAAGGGUAUAAUAAAGAGAAGAGUUCCCAGGGUAGGAAACCAAAGAACGCCAAAAGAGUUGAAGUGGUGGACUUGAGAAUGCUAUUGACGCUUUGCGCGCAAGCGGUUUCUUCCAAUGACCGGGGGACUGCAGACGAGUUUCUGAAACAGAUCAGAGAACACUCGUCCCAAACCGGAGACGGGAUGCAAAGGCUGGCCCACUAUUUCACUGACGGGCUUGAGGCGCGGAUGGCGGGUUGUGGGACCCACAUACACAAGACCCAGCAUCCGACAUGUUGAAAGCGUUCCAACUCUUCGUAGCCGUGUGCCCGUUCAGGAAGAUCUUGUACUCUUUCUCUAACAAAACGAUCAUGCAUCU